This is a messenger RNA of Silurus meridionalis, 2526 nucleotides long. It is a transcript of the gene uba2, whose product is annotated as ubiquitin-like modifier activating enzyme 2. Gene Ontology annotation, biological process: protein sumoylation. Gene Ontology annotation, molecular function: SUMO activating enzyme activity. NCBI's taxonomy places the organism in Eukaryota, Metazoa, Chordata, Actinopteri, Siluriformes, Siluridae. Gene Ontology annotation, cellular component: cytoplasm; SUMO activating enzyme complex. The transcript has 17 exons. The coding region runs from base 98 to 2038 and encodes 646 amino acids. The record is from RefSeq and is a predicted model, not a curated record.
GGGCGAACGGAAUACGGGUAGGACGUAGCAGUUCCGUCGACUUGCCGCACGCGUCAAGGGGGGAAAAAAAAGAGCCGAAGUCAAGCUGAAGAAAGUCAUGGAGGUGCAAAUGGACGGACCGCUGCGUAAAGAGCUCGCCGACUCGGUCUCCUCCUGCCGGGUGCUGGUUGUCGGAGCGGGCGGUAUCGGCUGCGAGCUCCUGAAAAACCUCGUUCUCACCGGCUUCAAAAAUAUCGAAGUGAUCGACUUGGACACGAUUGACGUGAGCAAUCUGAACAGACAGUUCCUCUUCCAGAAGAAGCACGUCGGGAAGUCCAAAGCUCAGGUCGCUAAAGAAAGCGUGCUGCGCUUCUGUCCAUCUGCGAACAUCACAGCGUAUCAUGACAGCAUAAUGAAUCCAGACUACAAUGUUGAGUUCUUCAGGAAGUUUCAGCUGGUCAUGAACGCUCUGGAUAACCGAGCGGCUCGGAAUCACGUGAACAGGAUGUGUCUUGCGGCGGAAAUUCCUCUGAUAGAGAGCGGGACCGCAGGAUAUCUCGGUCAGGUCACGGUCAUCAAGAAGGGGGCGACAGAGUGCUACGAGUGUCAGCCCAAACCCACACAGAAGACUUUCCCUGGGUGCACCAUUCGUAACACUCCUUCCGAACCCAUCCACUGCAUCGUCUGGGCCAAAUACCUUUUCAAUCAGCUGUUCGGAGAGGAAGAUGCGGAUCAGGAAGUGUCUCCCGACACGGCGGACCCUGAGGCUGCUUGGAAUCCCGAAGAAACGGCAGCACGAGCCCAAGCGUCGGAUCAAGACGGAGACAUCAAACGCGUUUCUACUAAAGACUGGGCGCGGUCGACGGGAUACGACCCCGUUAAACUCUUCAACAAGCUCUUCAAAGAUGACAUCAUGUAUCUGCUGACCAUGGAUAAGUUGUGGAAGAAGAGGAAAGCCCCCGUGCCGCUGGACUGGUCCGAAGUGCAGCAGCUCGUGAGCAGUCAGGACGAGGUGUGUAGCACAGGAUUGAAGGAUCAGCAGGUGCUGAGUGUGUCUGGUUACACUCAGCUCUUCCAGCACAGUGUAGACACACUCCGCUCACAGCUGGCCGAGAAAGGGGAUGGAGCAGAGUUGGUUUGGGACAAGGACGAUCCUUCAGCCAUGGACUUUGUGACGGCGGCCGCCAACCUGCGCAUGCACAUCUUCAGCAUGAACAUGAAGAGUCGCUUUGACGUCAAAUCUAUGGCUGGAAACAUCAUCCCAGCUAUCGCCACCACUAACGCAGUGAUCGCGGGCCUCAUUGUGCUGGAGGCGCUCAAGAUUCUUAACUCGGACUUCCAACAGUGUCGCACGAUCUUCCUCAACAAGCAGCCGAACCCCAGGAAAAAGCUGCUGGUACCUUGUGCUCUGGAUCGUCCCAAUCCAAACUGCUACGUAUGCGCCAGCAAACCCGAAGCCACGGUUAAACUCAACGUGCACAAAGUCAUUGUACAGAGUCUUCAGGAUAAGAUUUUGAAGGAGAAGUUCGGCAUGGUGGCGCCGGAUGUGCAGAUAGAGGACGGCAAGGGGACGAUCCUCAUCUCCUCGGAGGAAGGAGAGACCGAAGCAAACAAUUGCAAGCUUUUAUCGGACUUUGGGAUUCGAAAUGGCAGCCGCCUUCAAGCUGACGAUUUCCUCCAGGAUUACACACUUCUGGUCAAUGUUGUGCACUGUGAUGAAAUGCCGAAGGACGUCGAGUUUGAGGUCGUGGGUGAUAUUCCUGAGAAAGCUCCGCCCACGAGUGCUCCAGAACAAGACAAGAGCAUCACCAAUGGCAACAAAGACUCCGCCCAGCCAUCUACCUCAACUAAAGCCGUAGCUGAAGAGGACGAUGUUCUCAUCAUAGACUCCUAUGAAGAACCUUCCUCCAGCACCAUGGACGUUUCCACAGAGACCACCACCCUAAAGCGGAAGCUCCAGGAUGCCGAUACAAGCGAAGCGGCGUCCAAACGCCAGCGCCUCGACCAGCAGGCGGCCGUAAACAACGACGCCGACGACGACAUCAUCGCUCUAGAUUAGCACAUCCUCUUGAGAGGGACUCGUGUCUGUAUUUUUCAUACCGGUCUCAUUAACGACCUUGUGUAAAUAUAUGUGUACAAAACCCCACUGAACGUUUCAUUGAUGUCUUUCUUUUACUUCUUUAUACUUUCUCGAGCAGAACUUCUCGAGCAGAUUCUCCUUCUGGGUUUGUUUAACGAGGACUAUUCUCAUAUCGCUGAAAUGCUUCGAGUCAGCAUUACGGUUAAACACGUAUUUCCUGUUUGGAGGAGUAGAAGGCUGAAGGAAACACUCCAUGUAUUUAUGGGUGUUUUUAUCAUCAAUGUUGAAGACGUUCCAUAUUUAUUAUUUUUUACGAACUUGCAUAAACCACCAGAGGCAGGUGCUCAUUUCACAGUAUUUUUUAUUUUGUUUGUUUGUUUUUCGAUCUGUUCUGUACGCUUCUCUCUCCAGCAUAAAAUGUUGUAUCCAUGUUUUUUAAUACAAUUUGAUGGCAGUUAUUUAUUCUC